CGCACCGCCCAGUAUAAAAUGCAGUAGUAGCAACCCGCAUUACAGUGCGCAAUAUCCAUCUUUAACCUCGUUUAUUUUCGCUGUUCUACACUUUCAACGUAGUGUGCUCACGAUUCACGAAUUUCAUCAUUCCUUUAACUGCCAGGUCCGCAGAAACAUCGCAAACGUGGGCUUGCAAAGUUAUCACAACGUGUAAUUCCUUACAACUACCUCGAUAAAAAUAUACCAUAAUGGUGCUCGAUUUAGACCUAUUCCGCACGGAUAAAGGUGGAAAUCCGGAUAAAAUCAGAGAAAACCAAACCAAGCGUUUUAAAGAUGUUGGUUUAGUGAACACCGUCAUCGACAAAGAUGCAACCUGGAGGCAGUUGCGGCACAAAGCCGACCAGUGGAAUAAGUUGAAAAAUGUGUGCAGCAAGGAAAUUGGAGAAAAAAUGAAGAAAAAAGAGCCACAGGGAGAUGCCAAUGAAGCUGUUCCUGAGGAAGUUGUGCAGAAGUUGGCCGAUUUAACUUCGGAUCUUUUGAAACCUCUUACAGUAAACCAAAUUAAAAAGGUUCGUGUAUUGAUUGAUGAAGCAGUCAUCAAAAAUGACAAUGAUUUGCUGCAAACUGAGAAAGACCGUAACGCCGCUCUUCGUGAAGUAAGCAAUCACUUGCAUGAAUCAGUCCCAGUGAGCAAUGAUGAAGACGAAAAUAAAGUGGAGAGGACUUUUGGUGAUUGUGAAAUGAAGAAAAAAUAUUCUCAUGUUGAUUUAAUACACAUGAUAGAUGGUAUGGAUGGUGAAAGAGGUUCGGUCGUUUCUGGCGGUCGUGGUUACUACUUGACAGGACCUGCGGUUUUCUUAGAAUAUGCAAUUAUUCAAUUAGCGCUACGCACACUCCACAAAAAGUCCUACAAGCCCCUGUAUACUCCGUUUUUUAUGCGAAAGGAGAUCAUGCAAGAAGUAGCACAAUUAUCGCAAUUCGAUGAAGAGUUGUACAAGGUCGUAGGUAAAGGCAGCGAAAAGGCGGAGGACAAGGAAGUCGAAGAGAAGUACUUAAUCGCAACAUCGGAACAACCAAUUGCUGCAUUUCAUCGAGAUGAAUGGCUUCCGGAAGCUAGCCUUCCGAUUCGUUACGCUGGCAUCUCGACAUGUUUCCGCCAAGAAGUCGGCUCUCAUGGACGUGAUACACGUGGUAUUUUCCGUGUGCAUCAGUUUGAAAAAGUCGAACAGUUUUGUAUCACUUCCCCGUUCGAGAAUAAAUCCUGGGAGAUGAUGGAUGAGAUGAUCACGAACGCGGAGAAUUUUUACAAACAGCUGGAGAUUCCGUACAGGAUUGUCAAUAUUGUUUCGGGCGCUUUGAAUCACGCUGCGUCGAAAAAGUUAGAUUUGGAAGCUUGGUUCCCCGGUUCGAAUGCAUUUAGAGAGUUGGUAUCUUGCAGUAACUGCUUAGAGUAUCAGGCAAGGCGACUUCUGGUUCGUUAUGGGCAAACGAAAAAGAUGAAUGAGGCGACGAAUUAUGUACACAUGUUGAAUGCGACCAUGUGCGCUGCCACCCGCGUUAUUUGUGCCAUUUUGGAGGUGCAUCAAACUGAGGAAGGUAUUAAGGUGCCAGCCGCACUCAAGGAAUUCUUGCCUGAAGACUUGCAAGAGAUGAUUCCAUUCGUUAAACCAGCGCCUAUUGAACAGGAGGCCCAAUCAAAGAAGAAUAAGAAGCAAAAGGAUGGUAUGAAGAAACAAGGUACCGGUGAGGAAUAAGCAAGUACGUUUCUAAAACAAUAUAUACAAUUGCAUUGCUAAUAAAACUUUAGAUAUAAUUACAUAAGUUUUUAAACGAUUGCAAGCUGAUAAUAAAUUAAGUGCUUCACAAAUUAUAAA
Messenger RNA from Dalotia coriaria, 1856 nucleotides. It is a transcript of the gene SerRS, whose product is annotated as Seryl-tRNA synthetase. The transcript is spliced from 3 exons. The record is from RefSeq and is a predicted model, not a curated record. Gene Ontology annotation, biological process: seryl-tRNA aminoacylation. The coding region runs from base 231 to 1736 and encodes 501 amino acids. Gene Ontology annotation, cellular component: cytosol. Gene Ontology annotation, molecular function: serine-tRNA ligase activity; tRNA binding; ATP binding. Lineage: Eukaryota; Metazoa; Arthropoda; Insecta; Coleoptera; Staphylinidae.